GUAGUCCAAACUCAUGGCAGUGAUAGAAGAAAAAGGCCCUGCAAAUGGGAACGAAGAUUACACUCAAGAUGGCACAGUAGACCUAAAGGGUAGACCCGUUUUGAGAACAGAGACGGGAAAAUGGAAAGCUUGUUCCUUUAUAGUUGGGUAUGAAGUGUUUGAGAGGAUGGCUUUCUACGGGAUACAAUCAAACCUAGUGAUAUAUCUAACAAGGAAGCUCCAUGAAGGCACUGUGAAAUCUUCGAACGAUGUUAGCAACUGGGUGGGUUCAGUGUGGAUGAUGCCACUGGCAGGAGCUUACAUAGCAGAUGCUUAUCUUGGCAGAUAUAAAACUUUUAUAAUUGCCUCGUGUAUUUAUGUUGUGGGAAUGUGUCUGUUGACACUGGCAGUUUCAGUACCAGCACUGAGGCCACCACAAUGUGAUGAAGGCGAGAAUUGCCCAGAGGCAUCGUCAUUGCAAUAUGGUGUUUUCUUCUUGGCCCUUUAUAUCAUUGCAGUAGGCACAGGAGGGACGAAGCCUAACAUUUCGACCAUGGGAGCAGACCAAUUUGACGAGUUUGAACCCAAAGAGAGAAGAUAUAAGCUCUCCUUCUUCAAUUGGUGGUUUUUUAGCAUUUUCUUUGGCACCCUUUUCGCCAACACUUUCUUGGUUUUCAUACAAGAACGUGUGGGUUGGACCAUUGGAUAUGGCCUUCCCACCCUUGGCCUUGCUGUUUCAGUAUUGGUGUUUCUGGGAGGAACUCCAUUUUACAGACACAAACUGCCUUCAGGUAGCCCAAUAACAAGGAUGCUUCAGGUCUAUGUUGCUGCUGUGAAAAAGUGGAAGCUACGUGUCCCAGAUGAUCCAAAAGAGCUACAUGAACUGAGCAUUGAACAGUAUGCAAGUAGUGGGAGAAACAGAAUUGAUCGGAGCUCUUCAUUGAGUUUUCUUGACAAGGCCUCUAUAAAGAAUGGUCAAACAUCAUCAUGGAGACUUUGUACUGUGACACAAGUAGAGGAAACCAAGCAAAUGACAAAACUGAUUCCUGUUUUGCUGACAACGAUUAUCCCAAGCACCUUGAUAGUUCAAGCGAGCACUCUCUUUGUCAAACAAGGCACCACUCUAGACAGGAGAAUGGGACCCCAUUUUCAUAUUCCCCCGGCAUGCCUAAAUGCAUUUGUAACUAUCGCCAUGCUGAUAACCGUUGUUCUAUAUGACCGUGUUUUUGUUCCUGUAAUUCGGCGCUACACAAAGAACCCAAGGGGGAUCACAAUGCUGCAGAGACUUGGUAUUGGGCUUGUGCUACAUUGCAUCAUAAUGGUGAUUGCAUGCUUUAUUGAAAGAAAGAGACUGAGGGUGGCAAGAGAAAACCACCUCUUUCACGCGAAAGAUACGAUUCCUCUCACUAUUUUCAUUCUACUCCCUCAGUAUGCUUUGGGAGGGGUUGCUGAUAACUUUGUGGAAGUAGCCAAGAUGGAGUUAUUCUAUGAUCAAGCACCAGAUGGCAUGAAAAGUCUCGCAACAUCAUAUUUCACAACCACCAUAGGUAUCGGAAGCUUUCUCAGCAGUUUUCUUCUGUCAACUGUUGCUGAUAUCACAAAGAGAAAUGGCCACAGAGGUUGGAUUUUGGACAAUCUAAACAUCUCCCGUUUAGAUUACUAUUAUGCAUUCAUGGCCGUACUCAGCUUCCUCAACUUGCUCUGCUUUUUGGUUGUUGCCAAGUUCUUUGUCUAUAAUGUCGAUGUAACACAAACCAAACCGAGCUUCGAGAUGAACUCUGCAUCGCCGCAGCCACAGAACAGUACUGGAGUAAACCAAAGUACCCCACAAACAGAUGGCAAAUUCUAGGGUGCUUUAGAUUUAAUCAUUCAGAUCUAUCUUCCCGUGCUCUUUCUUCACUUAGCUUGUUCUUUGAUGGUUU
Molecule: messenger RNA, 1901 nt
Organism: Vigna radiata var. radiata (mung bean)
Lineage: Eukaryota; Viridiplantae; Streptophyta; Magnoliopsida; Fabales; Fabaceae
Product: protein NRT1/ PTR FAMILY 5.2-like
Exons: 4
Coding region: 14-1828 (604 amino acids)
Biological process (GO): transmembrane transport; dipeptide transport
Cellular component (GO): membrane
Molecular function (GO): tripeptide transmembrane transporter activity; dipeptide transmembrane transporter activity
Source: RefSeq, a predicted model, not a curated record